CAGGGAUUCUGGGAGUCAGACAUUUUCUCAGUGCUGUGGAUUGUAUUCUAUUAAAGAACGUUGGUAGAUGAUCUGUAAGUAUUACAUCAUAUGUAUGAGUCUCAAAAUGGCAGUUUAUAGAAGAUUAGAAAACCCUGCUUAUAUAUAACUGUGGUUCCUAAAUCAUCAGCCAUACGCCUAAUAUGCCAGAAUCACCAGACUGUGAUAGGCUCCAGCUGCAUGAACAAGCUAUUUACAAUGUUUGGAAGGGACAGUUGUAUGUGCAUGACCAACUGAUAUGUGACUUGGCUUUCCAGUCUCCUUUCAAUUGCUGUAUUCCAUCUCAAUUGUCAGAGAAGCUUGUAAUUAAAGAAGUAAUUCAAUUACCUGAGCUGAUAAAAACAUUACCAGAUGACAUAUUUGAGAAGACCAGUUUGAUUGGGCAAGAAGUGUGUUGUGAAAGUGUAUACUGCAGCUUUUAUCAAGUGUUGACCUCUAAUAAUGAUGGAAGUCACCUGGGGAGAUUACAACAGUGGAUGCAAGACAAAGAACUGGCAUUAGUCACGUUUUUGAAUGACCAGGGAGUUCUUAUUUUGUUGCCGUCCUCAGUAUUUCAGCCCAACAAAGAAUUGACACAGGAUGAUUCCUCUCGUUUUAUUGUCCUAUUUGUAUUCCCUCAUACGAAGAUAGUAGGAGAAAUAGAGGCAGAAGAAUGGAAAAGCAAGUUCACAAAGCAAGACAUAUCUUUAAAAGUGACACAUUUAUUGCCAUGUCUUCAGUAUGCCAUCUCGGAAACCAGCAAUUCAGGCAAGGAGAAGGAGCUUUUCCCUGAUGCUUUAGUGGAACAGUAUUUGAAAAACUAUGCUGUCCUCCAAAAGAAAAAGGACUCUUCAGAGCUUGGCAUGCAUCUUCUGGACCCUGCACCUGUCUUGCGUGAGGAUCCUUAUGUAAACACAGGAAAGAGUGGUGAGGAAGGCUGCAGUCGUACUGACUUUGCAAAGCUGCAGGCUUACAUUUCAUCCCCAUUUAAUUUCUGUGUAUCUGUGCUAACUGCAUUAACCCUUGUGGCUGAAGAAUCUCCAGACAUGAAUGUGGAUAAUGGGUCUAGUAUUAAGGUAAUUGGGGUAACUGUGCAUGACUCACAGGCAGCAGAGACUAGACCGGAGUCAAACGCUACACAAGAGCCAAACGGUAAAGUACAUGAAAAGAAAAGCCCUUCAAAAAAAGGCAAAAAGAAAGGAUCAAGGAAAGGCAAAGCUACAAAAAUUCAGAUGUCUUCUCCAUCUCCUGAGAAAAGGGAGGCUAAAUCAGACAUUCAAAUGAAUAGUUCACAUUCUGAAGAGCAGACACUGGUCAGUUCUACAAGCAAAACUAUGCUAAAACUUGCCAGCCCUCAGUUAUCGCACAAAAGAAAAAGAGGAGCUGAAGUGCUGACUGCCGAGUUUGUCAAAGAUAACAAGGUUGAUCUUGACAAGAAAGGAGCUUCAAGUAAGAAGAGAAAGAAGGAGCUUGCAGUCCGUCCCCCUACCAGGAUAAUGCCAGUUAGAAUAAGUAGAAGUGUCGUCCCUCCACAGCAAUCUAUUGUUCCUGAUAGAUCUCCUGAUAGACCUCCAAAGCGCAAAGCUUCAGAGCAAGCUAUUACUGCAUUGUCUGAGUCUAAAGCAAAGUUGGAAAACCUAAGGAGACUUGUUAAUAAACACGCCGAAGCAGUUGUGAGACAUUCAAAAAGAAAUGUAGACAAUUUAAAAAGUGAGCAAGAAAACUCUAUCAACACUUUAGAGGAAAGGCCCAAUUUAGAUACAAAGACGUUAUCCUCUGCUGAUAUUCCAAUGGAGAAUAUUUUUGAGAAAAGAAUGAAUAUGUAUGAGGCACAUGCCCUUAACCUAUUGGCUGAUUUAGCUCUAAAUUCAUUUGGAACUUCUGGCAUUCCCUAUGCACCAGUAGAGAAUGCUGUUACAGAGCCUGAGCCCGUAGCCAAACAGAAAACCGUAGAAGAGAAAGUGGUUGAAGAUCAAGACCAUAAAAGUCUAAAUAAUCCAGAAAAUUCUGACUCCAGUGAAGCAGCUGACAGUGCUAUUAAUUUUGUACAGUCCCAGGAAUCGAGUCAAACAACGGUAGAAGACAAACCCAGCAUCGAAAGUGAUGCAAACCAAGUGAACAGUACAUCACCAAAAAGUAUUGAAAGUGGUGAAAAAUCUGUUGUAUCAAAAGUUCAUUUUGCGGUUGCAAAGGCAAAAGCACGAAGUAAUGCCACAAGCAAGAUCUGCCUUGAGCAUUCUUACUCCCAACUCCCUCUUGACUUGGCAUCUGCCAGUCCGAUUUCAGUUGAUUCAAAGCAGCCUGCUGAUCAGAAUGUAAAUGAUACCAGCACCUUGCCUGCAUCUACAGAGGUUGUGUUUGAACCUGCAACAAACGUAUACUUCCCUAACGAGAUUAUAUUUUUGACCAGUGACACUCCGGUUCUAUGCCCUGUUGUAAAGAAAGAACCACGUGAUGUACUGAAGUUCGGAAACAACUUCUUGGUUACAUUUAAUUGGGAAGCGAAAUAUGACUUUGAUUUGGACAGCAAAUUUACUAGUGAUCCUCUUGAGAAAACUAUAAACCGAGCUCUACAUGGACCAUGGAAUCCCCAUUUAAAAGAGAAAGUAGAGGAUGUGAAAAUAAUCCUACACAUGUGGCUCGCACUGUUCUACAACAAGUCUAGCAAGCAGCUGUCCUGUAGUUCACGGAAAGUGGUGGAGCACAGUAAUCCUGCCAAAUAUGUCUCGAUUAACACCAUCAUGGACCCAUUCGAAUUAUAUGAAAUUGUGGAUUCUGAAAACGUUGAAAUUGGACUAUCACAGCUUCCUACAGCAAGUACUCAGGAUAGCAGUUUAGAUGCAUCAAUUGCAAACAGCUGUCAAACCAGUAACACUGGUAAGUCAUUGGUGCCCGUUUCACACAAAUCUGACAAGAAGCAAAAAAGAAAUCAUGGAAAAGAAUAUUUGGGUGUUUUCACUGAUGUCUUACAACAGCUGAAUGCAGAUAAAACAGAAGAAGACAGCUACAAAGAAGUUUGCAGCUUUAAUAGAAUACAAAAAGACAUUGAUCAAGAACAAAACACUUAUCAAAAAAUUGAUAUUUCUACACCUACAAAAACAAAUGCUGAUACAAAAUCGCCAAAGAAGAAAGACAUUUUUGACCCACCAGCUUGGGUGCUUUCAACUGAAAGUGAGAAUUGCUAUAAAAGUGACAUGGAUCCUUUCCAGGAUGUUAACAAGAGCAUGCCAAAUAAGGCUUGGAAUAAAAAUGUGGUAAGAAUUUCAUUUCCUUACACUGGAUAUGGUAGUCAUUUUAAAAAGCCAAAUAACUCUUCCCAGAUUAAAAAUUUGCCAGAUGCCAACAUUAUACCUUUACCGGUUGUAAAGGUGAUCACGGUGAGUUCUGAUGGGAAGAAAGAAGAUGAACUACCUUCAGACAAUUCUGGAGAUGCUAUGGAAUUGGAGAGAUCUGCUAAGUCUAGUCAUUUAUUUGACACUGAGGUUGGGGUGCAAGGUGAAGUUCUAUACGAGAAUAUAAGUGAUCAAGAAGAGAACUAUGAUUUAAAGAAUGAAAAAGAUAAGAGCAAAUUUGAGGAAGCAAGUGAUUGUGUCCCUUCAACCAUAAAACAUUCCAAGGCUGCAGACUCUGUGCCAGAUUUUGAUAAGAACAAAAAUCUUGAAGGGAUACAUGAUUUGUUAGACCUCACAUUACAAAAUUCUGAUGAUAAAAGAGAGUUUGUGGCACAAAAGGAACAAUUGACUAAACCUCAUUCUGACACUUCUUCAAAUGAGAAGGUUGGAUUAAAAGAAUUUGUUUUAAAUUCUUCAUGUAAUGCAGUAACACGGACUCCUUUUGAAAAUGUCUUUCAUACAAGUAAGUCUUUGAGUGACGUCACCAAUCUUCUAACUGGGAACUUGGAUAAACGGUUAAGUUCUGGUCCGCUUCUCAGUGGAAAGAAAUCUGCAAAUAAAAGAGAAGAAUUAAAUACCAGAAUCAUUGGCAAAAAAGAUACUCUAGCUGUUGAAUGCUUUGCUACUAAUACAGAUAUGCAAACUAUUGGUGAUGACAAAGAAUUAAAGUCAUAUGUAAGUGACAACAGAACUUCAAAUACAGAAGCCCUGAGGACAAUGCAGACUCAACAUGAAGAGUCUUAUCUUUUUGAAAAUGAAAAGUCUAACAUGUGCCUUGAGUUAGUGGGUAAUAUUUGUAAAAGUAGCGGCAUCUCUCAGAGUAAUUUGUACGAAGAUCCACAGAGGAGGGCUCAACCCAGCCGACAAGGUAGUGAAACAAUGGAAUGCUCUGCUGUUAGUGUGGAAAGAAAAGAUAUUGCUGGAGAAGACGGACUUGAAGUGGCAUCUGUUAACCACAGACAACCAGGAAUUGUUUCUUGCAAUACUAUCUCAAAUGGUGAUUCUGUUUGUAGAGAUGGUUCUCUGGAAGUCUAUAAUGGUUUUGCCAAGAAAAUCUCAUCUGAGAAUCUGGAUCAGACUCUCAAAUUAACUACACAGGUAGAGCUAUCUGACAGCAGUGAAAAUUGUGAUGUUUCCCAAAAGAGACCGGUAGAACACCAUGAAUCUGCACCAAUCGAGGAUAGCUUACUUGCCCAAAAAGAUGUUCGAAAAACAGUGCAACCCCUUACAACUUCAGAGUGCCUGAAGGACAAAGGGGAAAGAAAAGAGCCAGUAGUUUUACCCGAAAUUCCAUCUCUUGAAUCAGUUGCAGACCUUAAGAUGGUUAAGACAACAGGCCAAGUUACAGAAUUAACCACCUCAAAGAAAGUGGCUAAUUUAGAAAUCAAAGAAAAAGAACAUGUUAAUACAUGUUUAAUGUAUGCGACUCAAGAAGAAUUAAAUAAUAAUAUAAACAGCAUAAAACAUUUGACUGAAAAGUUUGUCUCCGUUCAGGAACAAAUAGAUCUCGAUGGUCAAAAAUCACAAGAAGAUACUGUUAUUCCAGCAGAUACAUCUUCAGUAAAUUAUAUUGUGCCCAAUCAAGCUGGUGAUAAAAAUGGGGUGCGUACUGACCAUCCAAUCACAGACCAUGAAUCUUCGGUCGAGAUAUGCUCUUUUAAUGAUGAAACAUCCAAGCACACUAUUCUUGUUGAGACCGAAAAAAAGAAAAUUCCCUUUCAUCAAACACACGUGAAAACAGUGGUUGAACCUUUUCAAAUAUUUAAAAUAUGUGAGAGAAUCAUUCCACCCAGGGAGUUGCAUAUUACAAAAGACACAAUGGACAUUAAUGGAUUAAAUAAAAGCAUAUCACCUCCUAGAAGUCCAAGUAUUCUAUCCGACAUAUUUGUGGACGAAUGCAAUGUUGAUGAAACAGAGAGAUUAGUUGCAAAUGCUAUAAAAACACUUGAUCAAGAUCUUAACAGAGAUGGUGAUGAUUCCUACCAGAAUAGAAGCAUCCCAAGUAAUGAAACCAACACACAAGUAGAUAUUGUGUCUGUAGACCUGGCAAGUCCGGCAGAUACUCAAAAUCUUUCUGUUGGUAAUAAGGAAUCUGAGAUUAGCUCAGCAAUCGUCAUCGAUAUAGACAAGGAAGAACACAGUUCCAAAAGUAGUGGCAAAGAACCGACCAUACUUAUGGAUGAUAAAUGUGCCUCUGAUGUUACUGAUGUGUCUAUGGACUGUACAAGUCCCGAAAGGUACAUUGGAAUGAAGAAAAAUGAGUGUGAAAUUAUAAUUCUAGAUGGUAAUAUUUCCAUGUCCAGUACAGAGCCAGAACCUUUCAAAGAGGCAUUGAGCAUCCCUACUCAAAAUAAUGGCACAUUGCUUACUCAAGGACAAUUUGGUGAGAAUAUAGAACAGAAUAUUAUCCAGGAGCAUUCUGAUAUUUGUUUUAUAGCAAGCACAGCCAGUAUAAGUGAGGAGCAAUACGAACGCUGGUCAGAAGCUUCACAUGAGGACAUUGACUUUUUACGGCCAUCUUAUAAAGAGAGCACAGAUGUUCCAAAGAUUUCCCAUGCUAGGGAAUCUUACCCAUGCUCCCCACGUUCAUCUUCACCAGUUGAAACAUGUCAUGAACCUGUCUAUUCCAAAGAAGCAAAGCGUUUUGAAAAACAGCCUGAUUUGUUUCAGGAAGAAGAUGGGUACUUACCAAGGUACCGUAGGGACCCAGAUUACUACUGUUCUCAUAGUUCUGGGAAUAUUACUGUUACUAAUAAAGAAGCUGGUAGAACUUCCCAGACUAUAAACAGAAGAAAGUCAGAUUUAGACCGUUUAUUUUUCAGUCAAAGAAUCAUCACAGAUGACCUCACACAAAACACUCUCGAUAUGGAACACUUACGUUUUAUUCAUAGGCUAAAGUUGGUCUUAAGAAAUGCUUGCACCGACAAGUUGUUUUCUGAGUCACCUUCCAGGACAAUUUUUGAAACUAGUAGGAUUUCUGGCUGUUCUAGUUCCUCAAACAGAAAAAGAAGUCCUCUACUUAUCACGAUAAAUUGUUCUAACAGGAAGAAGGAAUCAAGGAGACAUAACCACUGGUAUCCAGAUCGUAAUUAUAGUCCGGUGUAUGUUGAUGAAGGACCUACUGAAAGUUCUGCAUGCAACCCCAGAACUCGAAAAAAAGUCAGCGCAUACAAGCGAGCGUCAUCACCUUUUCACUUCAGUCGGUUAAAAUAUGAAAAUAAGCUUGAGAAAUCAAACCAUGACAUUUCACUGAUUCUUAAUGAGUGCGUUCAGACGAAUCACUUAAAAUUAAGUAGGGUGAGUUUAGGUAAUACAGUAACAGACCGUACAUUGAACAGAGAGCUUGUAGAUGAGUGUGUGCAGACAAAAAAGAUAUUUGCUCCUCUUUCACAUAAAGUGCCUGCUGUUAAAAACAUUAUUUCUGACCUCUGCACCAGCCUGCAUUCUAGAUUACACAGCGUUGCCAAGGAAUAUAGCCAGAGGAAAUUUAGGUUUUACAUCCAUGAAACCAGUGAUGAUCCUUUCUUCUCACAAACCAAGAGCCUGCUGAAGAAAGAUGGCCAUACUGCCACAGAACCUCAUCACUUCUGUAACAGCAAGCACAUGGAGUCAGAGAGGCUACUUGUCAUCAUAAGGAAUGAAGACAUAUCUUCUCAUAUACAUAAGAUUCCAUGUUUGGUGCAGCUAAAGUUGGACCCUAAUGUGUCUUUUGUUGGUGUGGACUGUCCAGAAGACAUAACAGAUUCUAAUUAUGAGGACCUUUUUCAGGCUGGUGGUUUUGUGGUUUCUGAUCCCUCUAUUUUGGAAUCUAUGACAUUAGGGAAGGUAAAGGAUGUCGCUGAAGUAUUGGAGACAUUGAACAAGGCAUCAGUUUGGAAGUGGCUUGUGCAUUAUAGAGAGAACAGAAAACUGAAAGAAGAUAAAAGAGUUGAUUCUGCGUCUCACUCAAAGAUCGCACUACUCAAAUCAUACCAGGAAAUUAACAUAGUUGAAAUUCUGCCCUAUCACCAGUGUGACUCAAGGUCAAAGGCCCAGACAGAUGAUCAUACAUGUGUGGUAAACCUCCAGAGUCAGCAUAUCCUGUCAAGGCUGGCAGUGUAUUUGACAGACAAACCGAGUUCUGUGGCAGAGGAGUUGGAGCAUAAAGGAAUUCUUGUGUUUGAUGUGGACACGUUCAUCAGAAAAAUCCAGGAACUGGAUUUACAAGUUCGUGUUUCAUCUUGGUCAUGAAACAUCAGAAAAUCACCAUCAGAGUCACGUGAAUGAAGAUGGGUCAAGAUUGUCAACUUGAACUGUAUAUGUUUUUUUAAAUUAUUUAUUUUAUCUGUUCAGUUUCAGAAUGCAGAUAUAAAAUGUCAUUAUAGAUGAUGGGUAUUGUUAAACCGUAAACUUGUGUUGCUCACCUUUGUACGCAGUUUAUGGGGAUAACCACAGGAAAAAGGUGUGUAUUAUACUGCACAAUAUAAAUAAUUGGACACCAAAGAGAUUUGGAAAUUUUGUAAUUCAGCCCAGUCUCUCUAAACACUGAAAAAAUGAAUGGGGAAAUUGAAGAUAUUAUUCA
Pelobates fuscus (common spadefoot toad) is the source of this 7971-nucleotide messenger RNA. It is a transcript of the gene TASOR2, whose product is annotated as transcription activation suppressor family member 2. Gene Ontology annotation, cellular component: nucleoplasm. Gene Ontology annotation, biological process: negative regulation of gene expression, epigenetic. The coding region runs from base 183 to 7640 and encodes 2485 amino acids. The record is from RefSeq and is a predicted model, not a curated record. NCBI's taxonomy places the organism in Eukaryota, Metazoa, Chordata, Amphibia, Anura, Pelobatidae. The transcript has 21 exons.